Galleria mellonella (greater wax moth) is the source of this 981-nucleotide messenger RNA. RefSeq lists its product as uncharacterized. Lineage: Eukaryota; Metazoa; Arthropoda; Insecta; Lepidoptera; Pyralidae. Bases 1 to 981 code for a protein of 326 amino acids. The transcript has a single exon. The record is from RefSeq and is a predicted model, not a curated record.
AUGGAUUGGGAUACAGGGUCGAAAUUCUCUAUUAUAAAUACAAAAUUUUGGAAACAAAUUGGAUCACCACAAUUAAAACGUUCACCACCUCUGAAAGCAUAUGGAAAUAAUGAUUUUAAACUUAAACCAAGAGGACUAACAGAAGCAUCAGUGGAAAUACAGGGAAAACAAAAAAUUCUUCCUGUCAUUGUCAUGAAGACUUCAGACCCUAUGCUGUUUGGAUUAGACUGGAGUGAAAUGUUUGGAAUGGAAUUUCCGGAAGCUGUAUAUUCUAUUAAAGCAAUUAAUGAACAACAGACACUACAAAACAUCCUAACAAAUUACGCAACACUUUUCAACAACAAACUUGGUAAAGUAAAAAACUAUCAGGUCAACAUUCACAUUAAACCGGGAACAGAAGCAAAACAUUUUCCACCACGUCCUGUAAAAUUCAGUAUCAAAAAGAACAUUGAACUGGAACUAGAUCGAUUAGUGCAAGAAGGGAUUAUCACAAAAGUGGAUCCUAACAUAACACCCGUAGAAUGGUCAACUCCAACAGUUAAUGUCGUAAAACCUAAUGGUCAAAUUCGUAUUUGCGGUGAUUAUCGCGUCACAAUCAACCCUGCAUUAAUAACACACCUACAUCCAGUACCACUUUUUGACCAAUUAAGACAACAGCUUGCAAAUGGUGAAAAAUUUUCCAAAAUUGACUUAAAGGAUGCAUAUCUUCAAUUUGAAAUUGCCCCUGAAUCAAAAAAGUAUCUUACAAUAACAACACAUAAAGGAUAUUUCCAAUACAAUCGAAUGCCCUUCGGUAUUGCAACAGCACCAUCAAUUUUUCAACAUUAUUUAGAAAAACUACUAGACAACAUCCCGAAUACGGCCGUCUACUUCGAUGAUAUUGCAGUAACAUGGAAAAAUGACAGCGAACACCUAAGUACUCUGACGUCAGUCUUCAAGACAUUGUUAGAAUUUGGCCUCAAAGUUAACUUAAAAAAAUGA